GGGGCUGUUCCAUAAAAGCAGCUUAGAAAAGCGGGGAUUAAAGUCCAAAACCUGACUUGAAUGAGCCGAGCUAAACAUCCGCGCUUAAAUUGGUUCCAUAACAGUAAGUUGAGGAUCAUGUGAUUUUACUAAUUUGAGUCAGGUUUAAAUAGUCUAGAUAAUUGCGCGUGCACGCCAUUGUUUAAAAGUCCUGAAAAGUCGAGCAUGGGUCAAUCGAUUUACUGUGGGCUACCAUGGCAACAAAAGGAAAAGAUAGAGCAGCGAUGUUCACGGCAACGGAACAGCGUUUGCUAUUGGAAACAUAUGAAGAAUUUAAAGAUGUCAUCACCAAAAAAGGCAAUACAGCGGCAAUAAAUAAAGCAAGAGAGAAAGGUUGGCAGGAAAUUGCUGAUCGUCUCAAUGCCAGCAACUUAAGUGAAGGAAAAAGAACCUGGCAGCAGGUGAAAAUAAAAUAUAAAAAUAUAGUUCAGAAUGCGACCAAAAAGAAGACUGAGGUUGCUGGCACUGGGGGAGGGCCACCACCAGCCAGCUUCACUCCUGCAGAGGAGCUGGCUUUGGAAAUUAAUAAAGGGAGGCCCGUCCUUGAGGGAAUAGAGGGGGGGACAUCAUCUAAAAUGAUAUCACGUAGUAUAAGGAGUGAGUAUAUAAAAGAUUCUGUAUGCUGUAAGGAUCCACCAGACAUCAUGUUGCCUGGAGAAGUGAUGGGAGUUGAGGAGGAUGAGGAGACUGUGUCUGUAUGUUCAAGGAGGCCUGAGGAUGCUGACACUGUUCUAGAGCCCUCUCAGUCUGGGACAACAUGUGGCAUAAACCCAGAAAACAUAAAAGGAGUGUAUAAACGCUACCUCCUUAAACAAAUGGAAGUGAUUGAUAUCGACAUCCAGUAUAAAAAACUGAAGAUGAGGAAGUUGGAGCUGGAAAUUCAACAGCUACAGAAAAAUGCAGAUUCACUCUGAAUAAAGACAAAUCACAUUA
This is a messenger RNA of Carassius auratus (goldfish), 972 nucleotides long. RefSeq lists its product as uncharacterized. The transcript is spliced from 8 exons. The record is from RefSeq and is a predicted model, not a curated record. NCBI's taxonomy places the organism in Eukaryota, Metazoa, Chordata, Actinopteri, Cypriniformes, Cyprinidae. Gene Ontology annotation, cellular component: nucleus. Bases 234 to 953 code for a protein of 239 amino acids.